Molecule: messenger RNA, 1278 nt
Organism: Ectocarpus siliculosus
Lineage: Eukaryota; Phaeophyceae; Ectocarpales; Ectocarpaceae
Source: the annotation of a GenBank genome assembly
AUGCUCGAUGAUGCGGUUGCCGGCGACAUCCUGGCCUACCUCCCUUACAGUGAUCUCGGGGUCAGCAACCUGAUCAGCAAGGCGUGGUUGGCGCCCAACGAGAACGAGUCACUCUGGCGCCCGUUUCUUUCUACGGUGGAUCCCAUCUCGAUCUUAGGGCCAGCUAAGCUUUCGGAGCUCGCUGAGCAGUUCACGUGCCGACAGGUUGUGACCCAGCUUUCACUCCCCUUACGCUCGCUGUGCCGGGACCCAACGAGCGGGUUCUUCACUGUGACGUGCUCCAGGGUGUGCGAGCCUUGCUUCGGAACGGACACCCGCGUCAAGAUGUGUAGCCUCAGUUUCGCGAAGCACCAUUUUCUUCUCAGCAGCUCUCAGGCGGCCCGGCUUCCCACGCUUCAUGUAGACAAGGCCUAUGAGACAGGCUUGCCAGGGGUGGAAAGAUUCAGCCACAACAAGAGAAGCAUCACACGGACGACGUGCAGCGCUGGGAAGUCGUCCGCCUUGGCUAGGUGGGGCUCGGAAGAAGUUUUCCAAGCGGAGAUGAGCGCCAGGAAGGGCAAGGCGGAGGCUGCACAUCGAGCUCGCGUCGCCGCCUACGAAGCCGCGCAGGAGAGCAUGGCCGGACGUGCCCCCCCCCUCCCCGAGACGCCGUCGGGGAAGAAGAUUCGACAUCGACAUCACCUUCCGCUGAGCCAUCUCCGCUCGAGAAACCAAAGCCCUACCCGUCCGCCCCUCGCAUUUGCGGCCUUAGCGACGAAACGAAUUUCGUGGGAGCGAACCAGCAAGAGUACCACCGCGUCCGAGGCGAGAAGUAUGGGUACUAUCAGAUUGUCAACGACGCCUUCUUCGACGCUGGUCCGACGAUUGCUAUCAGCUCCAAACCCUCACGGACCGGACACAAGCACCAACACGAGCAACAACGAUGACCUCGACGAGAACGUGUGCGGCGCGUCAUGCAAUUCGUGUUCCUCCAACUCGUACGCCCGCUUCCACACCAUGACCGAAUCCGAGUCGUACUGCCCAUGGGACGUUCAAGGGUACGAGAGGGAGAGAAGGGGCCGGGCGUUCGUCGAGGCGCUGAAGACAGCCAAGGAGGGCACGACCAUCAAGGUCUCUACACGAAUCACGGUGGCCGGCAGCAUUUACAUCUCUGGAGCCAUCAGGAUCAUUGGCACCUCUCGCGGCCGACUCGAGCUGCAGGAUGGCGCUCUCUUUGUAAAGAACGCGUCCAGUGUAUGUACCCAGCCAAGGUUUUGUUCGGCAGUGAAACGUACCUGA